Molecule: messenger RNA, 822 nt
Organism: Toxorhynchites rutilus septentrionalis
Lineage: Eukaryota; Metazoa; Arthropoda; Insecta; Diptera; Culicidae
Exons: 1
Coding region: 1-822 (273 amino acids)
Source: RefSeq, a predicted model, not a curated record
AUGACAGGUCCAGUCAUCCAGGAUCCUCUGUUUGAUUUGCUGCUUCGUUUCCGUAUGCAUUCUGUGGCUCUCGUUGCUGACAUCGAGAAGAUGUAUCUGCAGGUGAAGGUCCAUCAUGACGACACUUCUUUGCUCCGGAUUUUGUGGAGAUUCUCGCUAUCAGAACCUAUUGCAACAUAUGAAAUGUCUAGAGUGACUUUUGGUUUAGCUCCAUCAUCGUUUCUCGCAACGCGAUGUUUGCAGCAGUUAGCACACGACGAAGGUGAUCAAUAUCCACGAGCGAAUGCGGCGCUCGUACAUGAUUUCUACGUGGACGAUUUUAUCGGAGGUGCGAAUUCCGAAGAACAAGCUAUUUUACUACGGCGAGAAUUAGACCAGCUGUUGCCUAAAGGUGGUUUCAGACUGCGAAAAUGGGUAUCAAGUUCGGAAGCUGUGUUGGCAGGUUUAUCUGCUGAAGAUUUGGGAACGACAUCCACAUUGAGUUUCGACCAGGAGCGUGUAAAAACGCUAGGUAUCAACUGGCAACCAGGGCCAGAUUCAUUAGGCAUAGACGUCUCGGGUCUUGCUGUAAGCGGACAGUGGACUAGGCGUAAAAUUUAUUCCGUUGUGGCUCAAUUAUUCGAUCCGACUGGUAUAACAGCUCCUGUCAUCGCGUGGGCUAAAAUUCGGAUGCAGCUAUUAUGGGUGGCUACUCAAGGUUGGGAUGAUCCAUUGCCACCAGACUUAGAUAAACAGUGGGCAGAUUUCUAUCAGCAACUUCCAUUGCUCUCCAACAUCAAAAUUAACCGACAUGCUUUUACUGAUAAGCCGGCGUUAACAUAG